This is a messenger RNA of Rubroshorea leprosula, 1272 nucleotides long. Lineage: Eukaryota; Viridiplantae; Streptophyta; Magnoliopsida; Malvales; Dipterocarpaceae. The record is from the annotation of a GenBank genome assembly.
CUACAUCUUCUCUUUGCUGUUCAUUUUUAUUUCUCCCUGGCAAUCAAAGCUCCUUAGCUUUUCAACUCUCCUGCACUCUUAAUUAACGAUUCCAUAGUCAUGGGGAGAGCACCUUGCUGUGAUAAAAAUGGACUUAAGAAGGGACCAUGGACGCCUGAGGAAGAUAAGAAGUUGAUCGAUUACAUUCAGAAACACGGCUAUGGAAAUUGGAGAAUGCUUCCAAAAAAUGCAGGACUUCUAAGGUGUGGAAAAAGCUGCCGUCUCCGGUGGACUAAUUACUUGCGCCCUGAUAUCAAAAGAGGCAAAUUUUCUUUUGAAGAGGAGGAGGCAAUAAUUCAACUCCACAGGAUCUUAGGCAACAAGUGGUCUGUCAUUGCUGCUCGGUUGCCUGGAAGAACUGAUAAUGAAAUCAAGAACUACUGGAACACCCAUAUCAGGAAAAGGCUUCUUCGAAUGGGAAUCGAUCCAGUCACUCACAGUCCUCGUCUCGAUCUUCUUGAUCUCUCCAUCUUAAGUUCAUCUCUCUACAAUCAAUCUCAGAUGAACUUUUCAAGGUUGUUAGGAGCAGCGCCUCCCCUGGUGAACCCGGAGCUUUUAAGGUUAGCAGCUUCACUGGCGUCAUCCCAACACGAUCAAAUCCAAAACCAAAACCAAAAUUCUUAUCUUCUUCAAAAUGUUCAACAAACCCAACUUUGCAAUCCUCCCCAAGUGGAAAACCAAUAUCAACUGCCAUUAAUGCAAACUCUGGUCCAAGAUAUCCCUUUUUCUAACGAAGCACAAUUUAUGAACUAUAACAUGGACCAGUUCCAACCAAAUCUUACUGCUGACUUCUGCGGACAAAUUAGUGCUGGGGAGAGCUGUGAAAUGCCUUCAAAUUUGACCGAAGACUGUAUACCACUACCAUCAAGUUAUGACAAUUAUUAUGUGUCGGCGCAAGCUAUUCUGGAGACAUCAAAUUUCCAGUCCAAUGAAAGUAACCAGAACUUCGGGUUCGUGUCGGUUUUAUCAACGCCGUCAUCAAGUCCGGCAUCGUUGAACUCAAAUUCUACUUACAUCAAUUGUAGUAGCACUGAGGACGAGAGAGAAAGCUACUGCAGCAACAUUUUGAAGUUUGAUAUCCAAGAUAUCUUGGAUGUUAAUUAAUGAAUAUUCAUGUAACUUUUAAUUCCAAACUAUGAAACAAGUUUUUUUUUUUGCUUUCCUAAUUCGAUUUCCUUGUUCUCUUUUUGAAAUUAUGUUUUUGUUCACUUUUUAUAAAAAAUUUCUAGUAGG